AUGCUGCCAGUACAGCAACACGCUUUUACAAGAAGCUGGCGGGCGAGAAAACAGCCGAGCAGCAAAUUCCAUCGUGUCGAUCUUGAUGGGCUGUCCGUAUUUCCGUAAAAUCAUCGAGAUUGAGGACAUUUUCCAUAUUUUCGAGCCAUUAGCAGCGAUUGGAAUGGAAAACGCUGUGAUGCCUUACAAGGUAUGCAAGUCCUGUAAGUCCGCCAAGUCCUGCAAGGCCUGCAAGAAAUGAUCGAAGCGUGGUUCUUGUCAUUCAGUAAACGUGUUCGUGUGUAUUUCUAUGCGAUGUG
Blastocystis hominis is the source of this 299-nucleotide messenger RNA. RefSeq lists its product as hypothetical. Bases 1 to 108 code for a protein of 35 amino acids. The record is from RefSeq and is a predicted model, not a curated record. The transcript has a single exon. NCBI's taxonomy places the organism in Eukaryota, Bigyra, Opalinata, Blastocystidae.